UGCAGUAUGAUUUAAAUCAUAUAUCCAUGCAUUGCAUCUUUGACAUCUUUAAUUAUCUAAAUAUUUUCAUAAAAUUGGACCCUUUACACGACUCAUAGAAUUGUAUGUUAAAUAAGCCUAUGUAUAUAUUGAGUGAAGAUAUUAAGUAUGUCAAUAUUACAGCAAACACAAACUAUUUUUAAUAUUUAAAAGUUCUAGAUUAAAAAAUUUAUGUCAUGAACAUUUCAUUUGAAUGUUUAAAUAAUUCAUAUAUUUCUAUACUGCUGUGGUAUUACUGGCUACAAUAACUGAGGAAGGAAUAGAAUGGUUUACAUGGUUUUGUUAGAUUUAAUUUUAAUUAGGUUUUUGAAAAUGGUUCUUAAGUAAGCUAAACUACACGUCCCAUUUUAUCAUACAGUGUUUCCAUUUGAUAUGGUACAAAAGAAUCACUUUGGAUGAUACCUCAGUUGUUAGUAGUUAAAUAGAUUUAAGAUUUCUUUGUACUCAGAUUGUGGAAGCAAUGUGAAGUAGAGAAAACUGGCUUGAGUGGAGAGAGUGAAUGCGAUUCUUUCAAAUACAUACUAAUGUAUACAUUUUUUUCCAAUCUUAGUGACGGUCUGCACAUUUGGAAUCAUCUGCUUACCGAGGAUACUAUGUCGAAGGUUAAGCGAGAUUGAAUUGUCACAGCAUUACAGUCGCGUCCUAUAAAUGAUACAAUGAGACUUUCUACAUCACGCUUUAAGUUUAUGAAUUCUCGCUCAUCUCUCUUUUCAUAGACUUUUUUUUAUUCCAAUAGCUUAAUUUAGACCUAUACAUAAUAUGCCAUUAAAUUCUCAUUGUAUCAUACAUUUUCCGUGAGAUCGUAAAUAUUGAAAAAUAGUAUGAGUGAUUGGUGUGCAAAUAUUAUUAAUAACAAGAAUGAGUUGAUUUUUAGAUGGCUAAAGUAUUUUUCGAUGUGGAAGACUUGAGCAGGACAGUGCUCCCUGUGGUACCAAUAUUGCACGUGGUAAGACUCCCGACAUUGGUUCUAGGACGUACACUGAGAUUAUGCGGGAGCAAUUGCUAAAAGGAGAAGAAACUGAGUUAAGAAAAAAACUCGCAGAAAAAGCCAAAGAGGGAACUCUGAAAGCAAAUGGCGAACCCAAGCCUGCACCUAAGAAAAGAGGUCGUUGGGAUCAAACAGACGAUGCCCCGACACCUAAAAAGCUAACUGGUGCUACUGCAACGCCGACAUCCUGGGAUAAUGCGGAUGUAACGCCGGCUGCAAUUAGAUGGGAUGAAACACCUGGCCAUGGUAAAGGUGGAGAAACUCCUGGUGCGACACCAGGCGUAAGUACAAGAAUGUGGGAUGCUACUCCGGGGCAUGCAACACCUGGUGCAGUUACUCCUGGUAGAGAAACUCCAUCUCACGAAAAAGCUGUUUCAAGUCGUAGAAAUCGUUGGGAUGAAACACCGAAAACAGAACGCGAGACUCCCGGGCACAGUAGCGGUUGGGCUGAGACUCCAAGAACCGAUCGUGUUGCGGGCGACUUAAUUCAAGAAACACCCACACCGUCUGCUAGCAAGCGUCGAAGUCGAUGGGACGAAACACCAUCAAAUCAGACACCUGGAUCCAUGACACCGCAAACACCGGCAACCCCCCUUACUACACCCCAUCAGACUUCUAUUUUAACACCUAGUGGAGUAACGCCAACAGGGCCUAAAGCUAUGGGACUGGCUACUCCAACGCCUGGACAUUUAAUGUCAAUGACGCCGGAACAGCUUCAAGCGUAUCGCUGGGAACGAGAAAUCGAUGAAAGAAAUAGACCACUUUCAGACGAUGAAUUAGAUGCCCUGUUCCCACCUGGAUACAAAGUUCUGCAACCACCGGCAGGGUACAUUCCAAUUCGUACCCCUGCAAGAAAGCUCACUGCUACGCCAACACCGAUCGCGGGCACACCGCAGGGAUUCUUCAUCCAAACUGAAGAUAAAACUGCAAAAUUCGUAGAUAAUCAACCAAAAGGAAAUUUGCCUUUUAUGAAGCCAGAGGACGCACAGUAUUUUGAUAAAUUGUUGGUUGACGUUGACGAGGAAACGCUCAGCCCCGAGGAGCAGAAGGAAAGGAAAAUUAUGAAGUUGCUUUUGAAAAUAAAAAAUGGUACACCGCCGAUGAGGAAAGCGGCUCUAAGACAAAUUACUGACAAAGCUAGAGAAUUUGGCGCGGGACCAUUAUUCAAUCAGAUACUCCCCCUCCUUAUGUCUCCUACAUUAGAAGAUCAAGAGCGUCAUCUUCUUGUAAAAGUCAUUGAUCGUAUUCUGUAUAAACUUGACGAUUUGGUCAGGCCUUAUGUACAUAAGAUUUUGGUCGUCAUUGAACCUUUACUUAUUGAUGAAGAUUACUACGCUCGUGUAGAAGGUAGAGAAAUUAUUUCUAAUCUAGCGAAAGCAGCUGGUUUAGCGACGAUGAUAUCCACAAUGAGACCAGAUAUCGAUAAUAUCGAUGAGUACGUGCGUAAUACGACAGCUAGAGCGUUCGCCGUGGUCGCGUCAGCGUUGGGGAUUCCUUCUUUACUUCCGUUUCUUAAAGCUGUGUGUCGCAGUAAAAAGUCAUGGCAAGCUCGUCACACGGGCAUUAAGAUUGUACAGCAAAUUGCUAUUCUCAUGGGAUGCGCUAUAUUGCCGCAUCUAAAGAGUUUAGUCGAAAUCAUAGAACACGGUUUGGUUGAUGAGCAACAGAAAGUUCGUACUAUUACCGCUUUGGCUAUUGCUGCGUUGGCUGAAGCAGCAACGCCUUAUGGUAUUGAAAGUUUCGACUCGGUUCUUAAACCACUUUGGAAAGGUAUUCGUACACAUAGAGGAAAAGGUCUUGCUGCGUUCUUGAAAGCAAUUGGUUAUUUAAUUCCUCUUAUGGAUGCUGAAUACGCCAAUUACUAUACUCGUGAAGUAAUGUUGAUCCUCAUACGUGAAUUCCAGUCCCCCGACGAAGAAAUGAAAAAGAUUGUUUUGAAAGUAGUAAAACAAUGUUGCGGAACAGAUGGUGUAGAAGCGCAGUACAUUAAAGACGAGAUUCUUCCACAUUUUUUUAAACACUUUUGGAAUCAUCGAAUGGCUUUGGAUCGUAGAAAUUAUAGACAGCUUGUGGACACAACAGUAGAAAUCGCGAACAAAGUUGGUGCAUCAGAAAUUAUAAAUCGCGUGGUGGAUGACCUGAAGGAUGAAAAUGAACAAUAUAGAAAAAUGGUUAUGGAAACUAUUGAAAAAAUAAUGGGUAAUUUGGGAGCUGCAGAUGUUGAUUCUCGUUUAGAAGAACAGCUCAUAGAUGGUAUUUUGUACGCCUUCCAGGAGCAAACUACAGAGGAUGUUGUAAUGCUGAAUGGUUUUGGUACUAUAGUAAACACGCUAGGAAAAAGGGUAAAAGCGUAUCUUCCACAAAUAUGCGGUACGAUAUUGUGGAGAUUAAAUAAUAAAUCUGCAAAAGUGAGACAACAAGCAGCUGAUUUAAUUUCACGAAUUGCCGUUGUCAUGAAGACCUGUCAAGAGGAAAAACUAAUGGGCCAUUUAGGUGUUGUUCUUUACGAAUAUUUAGGUGAAGAAUACCCUGAAGUAUUAGGGAGCAUUUUAGGUGCAUUAAAAGCUAUUGUUAAUGUCAUAGGAAUGACAAAAAUGACACCACCUAUUAAAGAUUUACUGCCACGACUUACGCCUAUACUGAAAAACAGACACGAAAAGGUACAAGAAAACUGUAUUGACCUCGUAGGUAGAAUCGCGGAUAGAGGUCCUGAAUAUGUAUCUGCCAGAGAAUGGAUGAGAAUAUGUUUCGAACUUCUGGAAUUACUUAAAGCUCACAAGAAAGCAAUUAGGAGAGCAACAGUAAACACAUUCGGUUACAUCGCAAAAGCGAUAGGGCCUCACGACGUGUUGGCAACGCUACUGAAUAAUUUGAAAGUACAAGAACGUCAAAAUCGUGUAUGUACUACUGUAGCUAUAGCUAUCGUUGCUGAAACGUGUAGUCCGUUUACGGUACUUCCUGCAUUGAUGAACGAAUACAGAGUGCCAGAAUUAAAUGUACAGAACGGCGUUUUAAAAUCUUUAUCCUUCUUAUUCGAAUACAUUGGAGAAAUGGGAAAGGAUUACAUUUAUGCUGUUAGCCCAUUAUUGGAAGACGCGCUUAUGGAUAGGGAUUUAGUACAUAGGCAAACUGCAUGUGCUGCCAUUAAGCAUAUGGCGUUAGGUGUCUAUGGGUUCGGUUGCGAGGAUGCACUGAUACAUUUAUUGAAUCAUGUCUGGCCCAAUGUUUUUGAAACUUCACCACAUUUAGUACAAGCAUUUAUGGAUGCUGUGGAUGGUUUACGUGUCGCUCUUGGACCAAUUAAAAUAUUACAGUAUACCUUACAGGGAUUAUUUCAUCCAGCACGAAAAGUGCGCGAUGUAUAUUGGAAAAUUUAUAAUUCUCUUUACAUAGGUGGACAAGAUGCUCUUGUAGCUGGUUAUCCUCGAAUUAUGAAUGAUCCAAAGAAUCAAUAUAUUAGAUACGAAUUGGACUAUGUUUUGUAAUAGUUUAAGUAUAUACAAAAAAUGUGUACUAUACAUUUAUAUAAUCUUCAGAAAAGUUAGCAUCAUCCGCUUAUUAUUGUUUACAAAAACCCGCUUAGUAGUUGUGUGUACCGUAUCUCAUAAAAUGGACACGGCAAUGAAUAUUGAAGGUAUUUAUUUCUUUGACUUUUUUAAACAACUUAUACAUAAAUCACGUUGAAUUAAAAAUUGGUUCUAAUCAAAGACUUGCUUGAUAAAUAUGUCAGUCCUUAUACUAAUAAAAAACUUCAUAUCAUAAACGAUAAUGAAUUUAUUUUGUAACAUUCAUUGUAACUUCUAUUUAGUUGUUCCCUUGCAAUCGAUUAGUACAUCAAUAAAACGGAAAGUAAUUAUUUUAACUUGCAUAAAAUAGAUUUUCUCAAUUUAUAAUUUUAGCAACGACGAUCACUGUAUGUAUGCGGGAAUAAUUUUUCUUUUUAAGUUAAACAAUUCUUAAAAUUUAAUUAUUAAACGACUAAAUAAGAGUAGUGCCAAUGUAUUUUCAAAAAUUUAUUUUUAAUUCUUCAAGAUAGUUCAAUAUUUAAUAGUGCAUAGUGUGUAAAAUGUCCACGCACUGAACUUGCGUAUGUAUAUUACAAUUUUUAAGUAUCAUUGGAGAAUACAGUUAUAUUUGUUAUACGUAAUAUCUUUUCUUCUAUGAAACAUUUAUAUAUUUAUUAAUUGUAGCAAUUUUUUGUAUAAAAAUUGUAUGUGAAAUGUCUGCAUUUCCAAAUAGAUUUUAUUUGAAAACUGACAUAAAGCACAUAUGCGAAGUUAUAUAAACGCAUACAUAUCACCGUAUUUAUAACGUCUCUCAAUUAUUUAUGAAUUGGAUGCAAUUCCUUUAGUUUCGGUCCUGACAAGUAUAUAACACGGGCCACUUUUACGCACACUUUCAAAUUUAAAACCAAGAAAAAUUUUAACUUUAAGCCCUUGCUAUCGUUAAAACAUUUAAAUUAUACACAAAGGCCAUUUACCUAAUAGCACACAUCAUAACGUAUACGUAUACGUACGUAUCCGUAAAACAUAACAAUAAGAAAUAUAUAUCUCGUACCAAUACGACAAAACAAUUAAAUUAAACUGAAUGUUUCCUGCAACAUUUCAUUAGACAAAGAUCGUAAAGUGACAACUACUAAAUUACGUGGUAAUAUAUAAUUAAAAUUAAGUAUUUGUAUAUGUAUAACAAAAUAUACUAUAAAUGUAAAUUAAUUUACGACUUUUGAAAAAUUAAAGCUAAUCAUUACAUUAUAUUUCAAUGUAACAAAAUUUGUAACUAAUUUACGAUAUGCCUUAACAAUCUCUUUAGCGUGUAUAGCCUUAUUUCAAAUUAGUAUAUUUUCCUUAUAUUCGUUACAAAAUGCAUAAAUAAUAUUUCACGUUUGUUUAAAUGACAAUACGUUUAUAACAACCGAAGGCCUAUAUAAGAUGAAAGCAGCCAAAUUAAAACAUAAUAUAUAAGCUGUUAUUAUAUUAAUUAUUCCAUAAUAAUAUAUCAAUUUAUAGAAACUUUUUCGUUACAAAAAGAUACUUUGGUAUAAGAAGUACAUAAAAUUGUUACUCGGUAUAAUAGAUAUUGUAACUAUAAUGAAAACGUAAAAUGCAGCUGCUUAUAGAAUCACAUUGAUACAAUAUAAUGUAUACACUCUGUAAAAAUGAUUUUCAAACUAAGUACUUGUUAUUAUUAUUGUUUAUGAUUUUUCAAGUGCAAUUUAUGUAUUACGAGAAGCAACUCUUACUACCUUUUUAAAAACAUACUUUUCACUUAAUUGUAUCUUUUCUAUCAAUUUAAGACUCUUAGUUGUAGAAUUAAAAAAUAAGGUUUCCGAACAUUUACAAUAUAUAAAAAGGAGUUUUUCAAUUUUAAUUCCAACAUAGCACCAGGCACACUUUAAAAAAAACUGAAAUUUAACUGCAAUAAUAUUUCUCUAUAAAACCUACUAAUAUAAAAUGUAAUCGCGUAACUUACAAAUGCACGUGAUUCUAUAAAAUAUGAUUUCACAAUAUAAAAAACACUUUUACCAAGUUAAAAACA
Messenger RNA from Colletes gigas, 6562 nucleotides. It is a transcript of the gene Sf3b1, whose product is annotated as splicing factor 3B subunit 1. The record is from RefSeq and is a predicted model, not a curated record. Gene Ontology annotation, cellular component: catalytic step 2 spliceosome; U2-type prespliceosome; U2 snRNP. Gene Ontology annotation, molecular function: mRNA binding. The coding region runs from base 1027 to 4512 and encodes 1161 amino acids. NCBI's taxonomy places the organism in Eukaryota, Metazoa, Arthropoda, Insecta, Hymenoptera, Colletidae. The transcript is spliced from 16 exons. Gene Ontology annotation, biological process: spliceosomal complex assembly.